GCUUCAAAUGUAUCAUUUCCUCAGCGUGUCAGUUUGUCCUCUCGUCUGCGUCCUGCAACCAAAGGGAGACUUGCAUUUUUGUGUCUCGGAACCACAAAGUUGACUUUAAACUCCACCAUGGUUGAGCAAUUUGUUGGAACUUGGAAACUGACUGCCAGUGAGAAUUUUGAUGAAUACAUGAAGGCUAUUGGUGUGGGAUUUGCCACCCGGCAGAUGGGCAACAUGGCCAAGCCCAACCUUGUGAUCAGCGUGGAUGAUGCAGGCCUCAUCACCCUGAGGUCCGAGAGCACUUUCAAGACCAAAGAAAUCAAAUUCAAGCUCAACGAGGAAUUCGAUGAGAACACGGCAGAUGACCGAAACACCAAGACCAUCUUCACUUUUGAGAAUGGCAAACUUGUGCAGAAGCAGACGUGGGAUGGCAAGUCUACUACAAUGGAACGAGAGAUCCAGGAAGGCAAACUGGAAGCUAAAUGUAUCAUGGGUGAUGUUGUUGCAUUGAGGACCUAUGAGAAGGAAGCUUAAGUCCAGCCUUGCAAUAAUGAAAUGUAUGUUGAACGACAAAGGACAUUUGGGGGAAAAAAAUGUAUACAAUAAAAUCUGAAGAAC
Messenger RNA from Syngnathus acus (greater pipefish), 606 nucleotides. It is a transcript of the gene fabp4b, whose product is annotated as fatty acid binding protein 4b. Gene Ontology annotation, biological process: fatty acid transport. The coding region runs from base 118 to 522 and encodes 134 amino acids. Gene Ontology annotation, molecular function: fatty acid binding. Lineage: Eukaryota; Metazoa; Chordata; Actinopteri; Syngnathiformes; Syngnathidae. The transcript has 4 exons. The record is from RefSeq and is a predicted model, not a curated record. Gene Ontology annotation, cellular component: nucleus; cytosol.